Molecule: messenger RNA, 1230 nt
Organism: Rhodamnia argentea
Lineage: Eukaryota; Viridiplantae; Streptophyta; Magnoliopsida; Myrtales; Myrtaceae
Exons: 4
Coding region: 392-832 (146 amino acids)
Source: RefSeq, a predicted model, not a curated record
GUGGUGUAAAGCUACAUGGGCUGAGUCUGCAUUCCCUGAUAAAUGCAGCCAUAGUUGUGUUUGGCCCUCUUUUGUUUUAUUUAUGUUGUUCUCUUUUUCCCUGACAUGAAAUGACAAACAAUUCCUCCUCCUCCUCCUCCUCCUCCUCUUCUUCUUCUUCUUCUUCUUCUUCUGAUUCUUCUGAGAAAAGAAACUCCAAGGCCCAAGAGCUUUCACAGAGAUGAGAAGUAGAGGUGAAAGAUAGCAGAUGUUAACUCCUAGCUGAUGAUCGAGUUUUCAAUGUUGUCCGGUGUGUUCCGUUUCUUGAUCAUCAACGCCUAAGUUGCACAGAGACAUGACUUUCUGAAGAAGACUCAUAUAAGAAGAAAAAGGAAAAGAAAACCUGUCGGCAAUGAAUGGAUUCGUCCCGGAAAGAUCGACACCCUGGAAUGUGUACGAUGGCCCCCACUCUAGCACUUCACCGCCAGCGGAACUCGACACCGAAGCUCCGUGGAAGAGCCUCGGAGCAUCCAUCAACGCAAUCUCUUUUGGCUUCGUGGCCACAGCCAUUCUGGUAGCGAUGUUUCUCAUCAUGGCCAUCUUCGAGCAUCUAUUCAGACCGACAACUCCCUCUCCGUCUUCAUCAUCUGAAGAACAUCAUGUGGGCGAGGUUUCACCGGAAGCCGGACAACUUCAGAAGCUUGUGAACCAAGACCAGCCCAUGAUGACAACAUCCAAUGCUUCAGAUUACACAGUAUUAAUGCCUGGAGAGUUCCACCCCACCCACAUUGCCCAACCAUCUCCUUUACCCUGUCCAAGAGAAGGCAUUUGUUGGCCUCCCCAUGAAAUAUAAUUUUUGGUUGCCCUAAACUGGUACUCCCAUUCUCUCUUGUAUGUAUCUUCUGGGAACUCUUUCUUUAAGCCCCAUCUCGGCAUAUUAUUCGCGGAUCCAACCUCCGGUGAUUGUGCGUUGCGUCUUGUGGGUUAUGUUAAUGAGCGGGAAACCGGCGCUUGUUUAGCGUAAUUUAGAAGGAAAUCUACAGCUUUUUGCUUGUGAUUUUUUAGCUCUUUAGAAGUUUCAGAAGAUCAAUUCAUGGUGUGCAAUGCCCUUUGGGAGAUCUGAUAAUCCCAAUUCAACUGCAACAGUGUUUCCACAGAGUAACAACAUUUGAAAAAUGUGACUUGGAAACAGUGCUUUGCAGACAGAUCAAGAUUAUUAACCAAGUCAUAAAAGCAAUGAUUGGACAUGCA